AUGCUCGCGGUCGGGAGCAGGCACCGGCCCGUUAGUCUCGCCUCGGAGAGCGACGCGGACGCCGGGCCGGAGCACGCCCCUCGGGGCACCUGUCCUGCUGCGCCCUGGGCGCGGGCCGCCGCGGCGGCGCUGGCCUGGGCCGCGGCGGCGCUGGCGCUCCGGGCGGCGGCGGGGCGGAGGGGAGCCUCUGCGCGGGCCGCGGCCGGCGCCUGGCGCGAGGCCAUCGUCGAGGCCUCCGACCGCCGGCGUGCGUGCGUCCUCGACGGGGGCCUGCGCGUGAGGCGCUGGGGCGCGGGCGCGGCCGUGCCGGCGGGGGACGCCGGCAGCGGUGCCACGUUCGUUUUCGAGGGGGCGCUCUGGCUGGUCCGCAGCGGCACCGUGCAGAUACAGGCCAGCACCGCCGGCCGGGACGCGGGGCAGGAGGACUUCGCGAACACCCUCAAGGAGAUCGCCAUCGGUGGCUCCUUCUUAGAGAACAACACCCUGCACAUAUCCGCGACAGGCGUGACAUGGCAUUCAGCCGACGGACAGAGGGAGUCCAUCCUCACUGACAUGGACUCUGAAUGGUCGAACGAGCUCGUCAAGGCCACAAGAGAUUUCUCGGGGGAAGCGCUCCAGCCCGAUCCCGCGGUCGCCGAGAGGACCGUGGUGCACCUGAAGCUGCCAAAUUCGGUGCAGCUGCAGAUCGAGCAAUGGCCUGAUCCCGCUGGCCACUAUGUGAAUAUCAAGGUUACGAAGCCAGUAGAGAACGGCGAGGUGGGCUUAUGCGUGGACAGUGCAGCGCCAGCGGUAGGGGUAUCCACAUCGGAAAGCCUCUUCCGUGCUGGCAUCUACACUCGGAGCUGCUCAAGUGUAGAAUCUGAGGUUCCUUGGCCGUACGGGGGUUGUGAAGGCUUGCCAACUGAAGCGAACAUGUAUAGUUCCAGCGCGAUCGACAAUUCAUUCACCUGUGGAUCGUGCGGACAAAAUCAAUUUGUAGAUUUCCUGGGGAAGCUCGCCACGGAUUUGAAGGACUUGAAAGAGGAGGAGUGCUCUCAAGGAGUGAUCUACGGAGUAGCAUUUGGUUCGAAAUAUGAAGACAUGUUAGAUGUCCCGAGCGAGUAUGCUACUCGGUGGCUACUCCAUCUUCACCAGCGGUGUUUCUUUUAUUUCGUUACGGCUGACAAUGAGUCUGAAAACAUAUCUUUGAACCGCACUUCCAAGUCUGGUCUGAACAUUUUGAUCCCUGUGCCGACGAGCGCAUUGCCAUACAAGAGCAUGCGCAGGAAUACAAAAUUAUUCAAGAUGUAUGGGGGUUUUAUCGUCUUUGCAUUUGCGAAGCGCCUUGUUUGGCAGGACGCGAAACUAUUCCCAAUGGAAGUAAAUAAUAGCUGGAUAGGUAUGAUGGACUAUCAGAAGAUGUUCACGGAGAAUGUCGAGCAGCAUGGCACGUGUGCCUCAUUCAGGGCCUUGCCGAAUCAUCGCGUAUCCAUGGGAGAAGUACGCUCAGAUGGUCCUCGGUUCGAGUACCACUGUGCUUGCUUGGAGUCUGCGGAUCGGCCAGAUGUGACAGACGAUUCCAAUACACUCAGGAAGCAGUGCGAUCAUUAUCAGCAGCUUGAUACAGAAAACGGACGUAUUUCCUUAGACAGCGGCCUGAUUGACAGCGCAGUUAUUCUUUGGGAUAUGAGAAGUAAUCGGUGCCGUGAUUUCAAUAGCCAGCUAUCGUGUACUUGGCUAGGCGAAAUCCAAUGUUUUGGAGAUCGUGAUCAGGUGAGCUUCCCAGAAGCUCUACGCGCAGUGGGGGUCUAUGAACCAAGUCCGGUCAGCCCCUUGGAUUCGGAUCGAAAGGACAAGCUCUUCGUUAGAUCAGAUGAUCCGGAAAUUCCGCUGGUGCACAUUGGGAGAACCAGCUGUCAUUGGUACAACUCGAAUUUCAGCAACAACAUGUACACCUGCACCAGUAACCCUGAUGCCGUGGCAAAGGCCAUCGUGGCCAAGGUCACCGCAGCAAAUACAUCGAGCAAAGCCCCGACGAGCAAAGCCCCGACGGGCUUUGAAUCAACGCUGUUGGGCAAACGCUAG
Molecule: messenger RNA, 2064 nt
Organism: Prorocentrum cordatum
Lineage: Eukaryota; Dinophyceae; Prorocentrales; Prorocentraceae
Source: the annotation of a GenBank genome assembly